CGUCAUGGCAUUUUCCAAAGUCUGCAGCUGUUGGAGGCUCCUCUACCAGUGGACCACGUCUUGGGCGAGCAAGAACUCGGAGUCAGAUGGCAGUCACCACCCUGACAGCGAUGAAACUUCGGACGCCAUGAGGCCCUCGGUCUACGUCUCCGGACCUUGUGGUGGCGCCGGCGGGAGCGAGAGGGACAUGGGUGUAGGUCCCGACACUCGCAUCCUGAAGGUGAUGCUUCGCCAUGGGCUCGCAGUGAACGCCAUUAGAAUUAUGUACCAUCACGACGGCUGCAACGGGUGGACCGGCUGGUGGGGGGGAAGCGGAGGGCAACUUUCCGAGAUCAAUCUGGAUGUCGAUGGCGAUGAAUACUUGACAUGGAUAAGUGGUCGAUAUGGCUUUUUCCGCGGCGAAAUGGUGAUAAGGUCGCUGACUUUUGGCAACAACAAGAAGACGUAUGGGCCGUACGGGGUGGAAGAUGGUUUUACUUUCGAUUUGGAUGCAGGAAGUCAAAGGAUCGUGGGGUUCUUCGCCCGCUCAGGCCAAUUCCUCGACGCCAUCGGGGUUUAUACAGCUUAGCGAUCCACCAAACAUACGUCUACUCUCCUAAGCCAUUGGAUGCAACUGAGAACAUAAGCGAUCGAUAUAAUGCGUCUCAUAAGAUCGUCUCUGUACGAAAUUAAUUCUAAUAUCUGAUAAUAAAUAAAGGUCUUUACCUCAAUCCAAA
Messenger RNA from Musa acuminata AAA Group (dessert banana), 716 nucleotides. RefSeq names its product jacalin-related lectin 19-like. Gene Ontology annotation, molecular function: carbohydrate binding. The coding region runs from base 5 to 568 and encodes 187 amino acids. The transcript has 3 exons. NCBI's taxonomy places the organism in Eukaryota, Viridiplantae, Streptophyta, Magnoliopsida, Zingiberales, Musaceae. The record is from RefSeq and is a predicted model, not a curated record.